AAUAAUUGAAAGAUGGUUAACAAUAUUUAAAUGUAUUGUGUCAAAUUCAUUCAUAUUGUACUCUUUAACUUCAGAAUGACGGGUAUCUUCUUAGCGCGUAGACGUGAUUGAUAACUCCGCAUGAGUAUUCUUGUUUUAUUGAACUUUUGACAUAAAGUAUAUUUUAAAAGAUGAGUGAAAAUGUGCAAGGAACGUUUAUUUCACAAAAGAUAUCAAAGAUAAGAUGGAAACGAGAAGAAUUUGCAGAAAUGAAAAGUUUUUUGACCGGCAGUUGGGAUGAUCCAGUAAACAAAAUAACUCAUUGGUCUCUUACAACAAAUGAUGACGAUGAAACAUAUCCAGUUGUUGUAUCUGAAUAUUCAUUCCUUGGUGAUGUCACAGAAAUAAAGUUCAUAAACAGUAGCUUUUUUGUGGCAUCAUCAUCCUUGGGUUCGGUCAGAUUAUUGCAAAUUCAAGAGAACCCAGUUCCUCAGUUUAAAGAACACAUGGCAUGGGAAUUUUUACAUAAUUUUCAAACGUCAGAUUACGCUCCAUGCACUGCACUUUCUAACUUUGAACAAGAUAUAGUUUCUGUAGGUGAAGAUGGUAGAAUAAACCUUCUAACAACUACACAAAAGAAACCAGUUAGAGUAAUUGAGAAUGCAGAUAGCUGUUCAAUUUAUUGCGUUGACUUUUUACGACAUAGUGAAAUACUAACAGGCAAUUUGAGAGGACACAUGAAAGUUUGGGAUUUAAGAAAUGAUCAAGAUAUACCUGCAACUACCUUCAUGCUUUCCGAUGAGACUAAAGUAUUGCAUACAUUUGAUAUUUUAAUUGUGAUUGUAGUUAAUAUAAUUUUCUUAAAACAUCAAAUAAUUAAAUACAAUAUUUUUCAGACCGAAGCUAUGAGUAUCGCACAUCAUCCGACACAGAGGCAUAUAAUAGUUGCAGGUGGUGGCGAUGGUAGUUUAACUGUAUGGGAUUUAAGACAUCAUACUUAUCCCAUAUCACAGCUUAACGCUCAUGCAAGAGCAGUGAGCGAAAUAAUGUUUCAUCCAGAUAGACCAGAAAAUUUAUUUACAUGUUCGACCAGUGGUGAAUUAUGGCAUUGGAACAAUUCACAACAAUCCAAACUUAGAUUAGAUUCAACGGAUACUCAUUGGUUAAAUACAAUAGGAACAAAUAGUAAUAUCAAUGUUACAUCGCUCUGUUGCGUUAUGCAUAAACCAAUAAACAGUAUUGACAUUGAUAAAUCCAGUUUAUUAUUUGGAUGUGAUAACGAAGCUAUGUAUAUUGUCAAAAAUGUAGCUAUAUAACAAUUUAAUAGAAUAAAUAUUCAUUUUCAUAUUACAUCAAACUAUU
This is a messenger RNA of Polistes dominula (European paper wasp), 1341 nucleotides long. Its product is annotated as nucleoporin Nup43. Gene Ontology annotation, molecular function: protein binding. The record is from RefSeq and is a predicted model, not a curated record. Lineage: Eukaryota; Metazoa; Arthropoda; Insecta; Hymenoptera; Vespidae. Gene Ontology annotation, cellular component: nuclear pore outer ring.